AUGGGAGUUGCUCAUCGGUAUGGGUUCAAGUUUCUUCUCGACUUGGCUAUGGAUAUCGAUAACAAGUCUAACACGAAAAUCGAUAAAAGUAAAAAAAAAGCGAUGAGAAAUGCAAAAGGGGACAUGAACGUGAAGGAAAAAGAGUAUAACGGAGUGAAACAACAUCUAGAUUCGUUCGAAGUAGUCUUGCAAGUCAUGAGCCGAUUUAAAACUAGCACUAUCAUCCCAGCUCAGUCACAUAGAUCUCCCUGCUCUGCUGAAUGGUGCUUGUUUCGUGACAACGAGAUGAAGAAAGCUGGGGUCUUCAAGUCUACACCACUUCGAUGUGCCACAUGUUCCGAGGUGAGUCACGCAGUGUGCUCGGGCUUGUGGUCGGAAGAUGAUUGGGAGUUGUUGAGCCAAGUGGAACCGGAUAUGGACUGCUUGCGAUGCUGUGGGAGGAAAGGAGCUAUGAUUGAAGAAGAUGCAAGAAAAGUAGAAAGGGAAAUGAGGGAAAAGUUGGAAGAAUUGAAGAGAGAGUUGGAAGUAGCACAGGAAAACUACAGAAUGUUGAUGACGGCAGUGAAUGGGGAAGGAGAAAAAAGGGAAGAAUUGGAGAAGGCAUGGGGAGACUGUGGAGCAGAUAUGUCAGCGUGGCAACAGAAUUUCACUGGAAAUCACCAUGAAGUUGUUGCAAGAAGAAGCUGUCAAUCACUACACUUCAGUUUUUCCGCCUACUGA
Molecule: messenger RNA, 720 nt
Organism: Caenorhabditis remanei
Lineage: Eukaryota; Metazoa; Nematoda; Chromadorea; Rhabditida; Rhabditidae
Exons: 2
Coding region: 1-720 (239 amino acids)
Source: RefSeq, a predicted model, not a curated record